GGCUCCGCCGGAUGUGUUCGUGUGCGUUGCUUCCUCCUUGUCAGCGCUAGCAGGAAAAGGCGCAGCUAGUAAACAGCAGAGAAAAGCCACUCGGUGGGUUUUAAAGCAAUAAAACACCGAGCUACCGGAGCUCCAGAGUUAAUGUGAGGCUGCUUGGCUCUGUGACUCUCCCUCUUACCGUCUGCGGGUGUCUCAGCGGCUGUCAGCGGCAGAGAAAGCGGAGCGUCGGGCCGGGCAGCCAGUUAGCAGCUAACCGAGCAGUAGAGCAGCUGUAGCGGACGGAGCGCAGAGAUGAUCGCGCUGAUCAACAAACUCCUGGACUGGUUCAAGGCUCUGUUCUGGAAGGAGGAGAUGGAGCUGACCCUGGUGGGGUUGCAGUACUCCGGGAAGACCACCUUUGUGAAUGUGAUAGCGUCGGGUCAGUUCAGCGAAGACAUGAUUCCUACGGUGGGCUUCAACAUGAGGAAGAUCACCAAGGGCAACGUCACCAUCAAGCUGUGGGACAUCGGCGGCCAGCCUCGCUUCAGGAGCAUGUGGGAGCGCUACUGCCGGGGCGUCAGCGCCAUCGUCUACAUGGUGGACGCAGCCGAUCCGGAGAAGAUCGAAGCCUCCAAGAACGAACUGCACAACCUGCUGGACAAACCGCAGCUGCAGGGGAUUCCUGUUCUGGUUCUGGGCAACAAGCGGGACCUGCCAGGCGCUCUGGACGAGAAGGAGCUGAUAGAGAGAAUGAACCUGUCGGCCAUCCAGGACAGAGAGAUCUGUUGCUACUCCAUUUCCUGCAAGGAGAAAGACAACAUUGACAUCACUCUGCAGUGGCUGAUCCAACACUCCCGGACCAAGAGGAGUUCCUGAGGGACCCGACCCGACCCGGACGGGCCACGCCCACCAACCCUGACUCCGCCCCUUCCCUGCCCCCUCCCUCCUGUCUCCUCAUGACCUCCGCCUCACCCUCAGCUCCAGGUGACCCCUGCCCUCCAACAGUUCAUGUUGAGGCUGCUGGUUCUAUUUCAGGAAAAUCUUUUAAAAACACUUUAAAUCCAGAACCAACGUUUUUCCCCGUAUUUCAUUUUAAUCAGAACCAGAUGAAUCCGGUUUGUCUUUAAGCGAGCUGCUGAAGCCAAACGGACCUCCUGUAAACACUUUGACCCGGUCAAAGUUGUAAACCAGAACCGUCGGCCCGGUUUGAACCUCCCUGACUUCACGUUGGCAGCCAUCUUGGAUCAGAAUCUAAAAAACCUUUUAACAACCUGAACCUGAAUCAUCCUCUCCUCCCUUACCUUCCUCCAUCUUCAUCCCUCCAUUCUCCACCUCCAUCGUCCUGAGAAGCCCGUCGUCCUCCUGACCUCCUGACCUCUUGUCCUCCUGACCUCCUGACCUCCUGACCUUUUGUCCUCCUGUCUCCUGUCUCCUCGUUUCUCCUCCUGUCCGUUUUGGUUCUGUUUCUCUGCCGUCUCUUCCUCCCGCUCAGCGAGGCGUUCAAACCUUUUUAUUAUUGCACUGUUGUUUUUGGUUUUGUAAGAUAUUAAUAAGAAGAAUAAUGUUAAUAAUCUACUGGUGCCCUAACCCUGAUGUGUGGUACUCUACCUGAAGGACAAACAUUUUGGUUUCUGUCUGGAAUUUGGUUUUUAUUCAUGUUUGUUUUAUAUUAUUGUUGUUUUUUUUAUUGUUUUAUGAAUCGUCUAACCGGAGUUCAGUGUUUCUGAUUGGACCAGCGGUGUCAUGUGAUCUCAUGAAACAUCUGCAUCAUGUUGAACUAAAUGAAGCAUUAUAAUCACAUAUUAAAUUUUUAAUUUAAACUCAAA
Messenger RNA from Gambusia affinis (western mosquitofish), 1805 nucleotides. RefSeq names its product ADP-ribosylation factor-like protein 8A. Gene Ontology annotation, molecular function: GTPase activity; GTP binding. Gene Ontology annotation, biological process: protein transport; anterograde axonal transport. Bases 292 to 855 code for a protein of 187 amino acids. The record is from RefSeq and is a predicted model, not a curated record. Gene Ontology annotation, cellular component: lysosomal membrane. NCBI's taxonomy places the organism in Eukaryota, Metazoa, Chordata, Actinopteri, Cyprinodontiformes, Poeciliidae. The transcript has 7 exons.